Lolium perenne is the source of this 505-nucleotide messenger RNA. Lineage: Eukaryota; Viridiplantae; Streptophyta; Magnoliopsida; Poales; Poaceae. The record is from RefSeq and is a predicted model, not a curated record.
GAUGUACACUCCGGUCCUUGGGGGCGAGUCCAAGCUAGCCUACACUUGGGAAGACUUUGAGAUAGCGCCUUACCCUGGCUUUACUUCCGCCGCCGACGCCGUGAUCAAGAAGUUUUGGCGCAAUUAUAGGGUGGCGACUGAGCAUAAGGAGAGGGCGGACGUGGUGCUCCGUAACAUGUGUCGGAAGUUGACACGGCAGCAGUGGUACAACCAGAGGAUCACGUGCAUCGGCCACUUCUAUGCUGAGCAGGGCGUAAGGUACACAAAGCCUGAGAUUGUGCAGGGACUCGCCCCGGCUAUGACGAUAGAUGACUUCAUGUCGGUUGUACCACAUUGGGCUGAUAAUAAUAAGAGGGCCGCCUUCAUGGAGUUGGUCAAGAAUUGGGUCGGCGAAAACCCCGAUUUCAAGGCCGUGAGCGACCGGAACAAGGCCAACCGUGGGAAUCGGGGAACACACAUCUGCGGGGAGCAGCAGCACCGAUCGCUAUCGGGAGCGUCUGAAUGA